CACGUUUAGUUCGCUUGUUUGUAUGUUUGCUACGGUUUCUCAGCUGAUCGGUACGCUCGUUUAUAGACGCGCGGUACUUUCAGACCCCGCUCGAAGGACCUAAAAUCGCGUCUUGUAAAUUGUACCAUAACUCUUGCCUUGAAGUUUUAUUAGUGUUUUGUUUGAUGAAAGUGCAUUUUGUGGAUUAUUUGGUACGGAUAAUGCAAGAAGAUUUUUAGCGCUCAAAAUUUAAUCGGAAUGUGGCAUACAAUGUUACCAAUAGCCGCUCUAGCGGCCGUAGUAUCUGGAAUACCAUGCGAAGAAGCACGUUUGAAGUGCGCGUAUAGGAAAGGUUGCGGUACUGCACUGCAAAAUUAUCUGGUGGGCUGUUCUGGAGUUCUGCAAAGUCCAGAAGAAGCCCUGUAUUGUCCUCAAGUGUGCGAAUAUUCCUUGAUUGCUUUAGUAUCGACUGAAGAAGGAAAAGCGCUGAUGGAAUGCGACUGCAGCGAUCCGUACUGCGAAGACCAAAAACAACGGACCGACGUCUGUAAGCCCCAGGUGCUGAAAACCAUCAACGAACCAGUAGUUCCCUGUCGAAUUGCCCAAUGGAUUUGUAAUGCUGACGCCCAAUGUUCCAUGGCAUUUGAAUACUACCAACGUUACUGUAAAGCCAUGUUUCACGGCAAAAAAUGCACCCCCAAAUGUCACAAUUCUAUAAGUAUAUUAAGACGACAAGAAAAAGCACAAAAAUUGAAAAUGUGUUAUUGUGAUGGUUCAGAGGACUACGAUUGUCACACUAUUCAAAGAAAUAUGGAUAAGCUUUGUUUUAAUAACGUGCACCAUCACUAUAAUGUUACUAGACCAAAAGUUCAAUUGGAUAAUAAUGAGGUUAUAGUGACUAGUAGUUGUAGUACAAUCAGUGUGUCUUUUGUUAUAGUUUUAGGAAGUUUAUUGGUGUUUUGGACAUUAUAGUGCUAGUAUUUUAAAUAGAAUAGCAUCUACCUCGAUUGAUCAUUCAGUAUUUGUUGAUGUUUCCUUAGACUGUGAUAUUAUUGUUAAAGAUUUAUAAAAAUGUUUUUUUUUUUUUUUUUUUAACGUGACAAAUGUUUGAAUGAUAUUCUGGGAAUUUUUUCUUCUAGUGUAUUGAGGCUCUACCUAUACUCGUUUAUACCAUAAAAAAUAAAAAAUGCUCCUAACAGAAUGGAAUUAUAGCUGGUAUGGUGAGAUUAGUUUCUUGUAUUGCCUUCUAAGGAUUACGCUCAGUAGUAUAGGUAUAAUUGUAACUCUCUGUUGAUUUAUUUCUUGCAGCAACUAAAUUAUUUUUUCAUUGUAUUAAAAUCUUGAAUUGGUCCUGAAUCUUAUUAUUUCUAAAUUUGUAUAAUUAUUGUCUACAAGUGCAUUUUAUCAUCAGUUGCUAAAAGCUACAAUAAUUUUAUAAUGCCUCAAGUAAAAUAUAUUUAAUUUAAUUUCAGCUAUUGCACAAUAUGUUCUACACCAAUGUAAGCAACAACCAAAGAAGAGCUUGCCGCUGUAUAUAGCUUUAAAUUAUUAACACAACGAUCAAGGCUAUAUAGUCAAGUUUUUGAUUAUAAAUAUAAUAUAACUGGCUCGCCUUCUUGCUCUGUAAAUUAGGUACCUAUUAUUAAUUAUUAUUGUUUUGUACAUACAUCAUAUCAUUAGUUUUUUGUUGUUUUUUUUUUUUCCUUUCUCUUUUUUGUUUUAUUCUUAUCUUGUUUGAAAUGGGAAAUUGUCCAACGAACAUUUUCUUCUGCCAUUAUUGAUUUAAAAAAAACUUCAAUUGCCUACUUAAUUUGCCAAUAGUUGUACCUACUUUAAAGAACACCUCAAGUACUUAUCCAAAAUACUUUUUUAAACGCUCCAAAUUAAUAAUCCAUUAGCAUCGAUUUCACGUGAUUUUGAACUAAUUGAUUAUUCAAAUUUACAUUUAUAUUGAUGUAUCUAUCAAUAUCUAUACUGUAUAAGUACAGGUCCAUAUAUUCAUAUGAAAUCGAUUCUAUGAGGUUGAUUAUACAUUACCGGAAAUACAUCAUAAUUUCCUCAUUCCCAUUGACCUAGGGAUGUUAGGCUACUUAAACUUUUUAUUUUAAAUAUUGUAAAUUAUGUAUAUUUUUCAUUGCGUGUGAAUCAGAAAGAAAUUUUUUUAUACAUUUUAGUUUCGUAGUUAUUAUAGUAGAUAUAUUGAAAUAUAUUUUUAUAGAAAAACUAAUCCAGAAAAAAUAAUUAAAUAAAUUGAGAGUUUGUUG
Messenger RNA from Ceutorhynchus assimilis (cabbage seed weevil), 2243 nucleotides. NCBI's taxonomy places the organism in Eukaryota, Metazoa, Arthropoda, Insecta, Coleoptera, Curculionidae. The record is from the annotation of a GenBank genome assembly.